AUGGACACAGUGACGACACCAGGGACACCCCUGUCCCUCUCUGGUCAGUACUGGCCGUGUCUCCACGUCACCGCCGCCCAGGGCCGUGCCAGGCUCAGCGUGCCCGGCAACUGGCCCAGCACCCACAGCGCCCUCGCUGCGGCUACACGGGGCCGGCACAACCGGGGUGUGAUACGGGGAGUGGGCGGGGCGGUGGGCGUGUCCCGCGGGCGGGGGCGUGGCCGUAUAGAAGGGGCGGCGGCGGCGCGCCCCGGCAGUCGCGGCGGGGCCAUGAACGGGCUGAAGGGCUGGUGCGCGGUGCUGGACGUGCGGCCCCACGGCGAGAGCCCGGAGAGCGUGAAGGUGCUGCGGCUGACUCUGCCGAAUGACCUCCCAGGCGACAGGCGCGAGCAGGCGAAGCAGAAGCCGGUGGGAAAAGCCUUCGCCAUGGUGGCCAACAGAUCCAGCAAUGGUCACUCCCUGGCCUCCGAAUGCAUCAAAUCCAACGAUGGCGAUGAGGAGAUCAUCAAGGUUUAUCUCAAGGCGCGGGCCGAGGGCAGCAUGAACCACGAGGAGCACGUCAACCAGCUGAAAAGUGAAGUUCGUUACAUUCAAGAGGCUAGAAGUUCUUUGAAGAAGCUGCGGGAAGACUUAAGUAGUAAACUUGAGAACAGACAAGGAGAUAAACAGCAUGCACAGGUCAUGCUGGAAAAGCAGAACGGGAGCUGGCUGUACCCCGAGAGGCUGCGUGCCGAUUCCUGGGAGGAGCAGGAGGAGGACUGCUCAGGUGAAGACGUGGAAAAGAUCCGACAGACGGCAAAGAGGCUGUUCACAAAGCUGCAGGAGGCUGAAAAGCGCCAUCAGUUGGAAAAGAAAGCCUUUGAGAGGACGGUCUCGCAGUACCAGGAGGAAGUGGAGCAGACGAGCUCUGCCCUGCGGAGAGCGGAGAAGAGCGUGGUGGAGAAGGAGGUGCAGGUGGAUGAGCUGCAGAGACUCCUGGCAGGGAUGGAGAAGGAGCACAGGAGUUUGCUGCUGAAGAUGAAAGAAGGCGAAGCAGAGUUGGCGAGGCUGAGAAGCGUGGAAGGUGACAAGCUCGCCGAACAAGACCGGUCAGCCCAGCUGGAGAAGGAGGUGGCCAUGCUGCGGGAGAAGAUACACCAUCUGGACGACAUGCUGAAAAGCCAGCAGCGCAAAGUCCGCCAGAUGAUUGAGCAGCUCCAGAACUCCAAAACGGUGAUUCAGGCCAAAGAUGCCAUGAUCCAGGAGCUCAAGGAGAGAGUCGCUUACUUGGAGGCUGAGAACCUGGAGAUGCACGACCGCAUAGAGCACUUGAUUGAGAAGCAAGUCAGUCGGGGCGGCCACAGCUCCAGAGCGCGCUCGAAGUCGGAGUACGUGAGCAGCAAAAGGCUGACGGGCCCCAAGCCACUGCCUCUCAUUCGAGUAGUGGAAACAUGAGU
Molecule: messenger RNA, 1436 nt
Organism: Gavia stellata (red-throated loon)
Lineage: Eukaryota; Metazoa; Chordata; Aves; Gaviiformes; Gaviidae
Gene: TUFT1
Product: tuftelin 1
Exons: 14
Coding region: 1-1434 (477 amino acids)
Biological process (GO): intracellular signal transduction
Cellular component (GO): intracellular anatomical structure; I band
Source: RefSeq, a predicted model, not a curated record